UGGAUUAGAAAAAUCUAAAUAGGUACGUGUUUUAUUUUUCUGUUUCCUACUAGAAUAACGUAAGCCUGGUAAUGUUCUGUAUCUACUAUCUGACAUUUACAGUUCCUCUCCUGUUUUAAGUAAACAUCAGGUACUUAGCUAAUUAAAUAUAAUAUUAAUAGAGUCUUGUUUAUAGGAAAGUGUCCACUUUCAGGAUGUUGUGUGUAAGUCUUGAUAAAAUUACAUAGAUAAUGAGUGUACUCUCUUUUCAUAGGCUGACCUUGAAGUCACCACCGCCUGAAAAGGGCUCAAAACAAAAAAUGAUCUAAGGGUUGAAACAAGAUAAGAUCAAAUUGAUGUCAUGGUAAUUACAUGAAGGACCAUUCAAUCACUGGGUGGAAUUUACUGUUGAUCCCUGGGCUUAGAUGCAGGUGGGCAACAUGCAGUUUUUAUUACUCUGCUAGUAUAAAAGACAAGUGAGAACUUUAUUAACUGUAGUUACUGAGAAAUCACAAGGCAAAGCUAAAAUCCCUCUUCAGAUCCACAAUCAACUGCCCUGAACACAUCCUGCAAAAAGUCCUGAGGAAGGAGAGCCAUGGAUUACUACAGAAAAUACGCAGCUGUCAUUCUGGCCACAUUGUCUGUGUUUCUGCAUAUUCUCCAUUCCUUUCCUGAAGGAGAGUUUACAAUGCAAGGUUGCCCAGAAUGCAAGCUAAAGGAAAACAAAUACUUCUCCAAGUUGGGUGCCCCAAUUUUUCAAUGCAUGGGCUGCUGCUUCUCCAGAGCAUAUCCCACUCCAGCAAGGUCCAAGAAGACGAUGUUGGUCCCAAAGAACAUCACUUCAGAAGCCACAUGCUGUGUGGCCAAAGCAUUUACCAAGGCCACAGUGAUGGGAAAUGCCAAAGUGGAGAACCACACGGAAUGCCACUGCAGUACUUGUUAUUAUCACAAAUCUUAAAUGUUUUGCAAAAGAGCAUGUUGAUGACUGCUGAUUUCCUGGAGUGAAAAGUUAAUUUUUCAGUGUUUAUGGCCUUGUGAGAUAAAACCCCCUUUUUCCUUACCAUACUCCUUUUGGUGUGCUUCGGGGAUGUACUGCAACUUUA
This is a messenger RNA of Enhydra lutris kenyoni (northern sea otter), 1082 nucleotides long. Its product is annotated as glycoprotein hormones, alpha polypeptide. The record is from RefSeq and is a predicted model, not a curated record. Gene Ontology annotation, biological process: thyroid hormone generation; positive regulation of steroid biosynthetic process. Bases 575 to 937 code for a protein of 120 amino acids. Lineage: Eukaryota; Metazoa; Chordata; Mammalia; Carnivora; Mustelidae. Gene Ontology annotation, molecular function: follicle-stimulating hormone activity. Gene Ontology annotation, cellular component: follicle-stimulating hormone complex; extracellular region. The transcript is spliced from 4 exons.